Molecule: messenger RNA, 1987 nt
Organism: Marasmius oreades (fairy-ring Marasmius)
Lineage: Eukaryota; Fungi; Basidiomycota; Agaricomycetes; Agaricales; Marasmiaceae
Exons: 5
Coding region: 63-1625 (520 amino acids)
Biological process (GO): microtubule-based movement
Source: RefSeq, a predicted model, not a curated record
ACAAUUUUGACGCCCACUCCACUCGUGACUCAGUACACCCACUUUGUUGCGACAGUUGUUUCAUGUCGAUUCCAACAACACCUCGUUCGAAAACAUCGUUCAACCCAGUAACACCAACUACGAAACGUACAGCAGCUACACAUAUCGUUCAAUCAUCUCCUCAUUACACUACCACGCGGAGACAUUCACUCUAUGGCGUUGAAGAUCGAGUCGUGAUUGAUCCAGGCUCUCGCGUAUGGAAGGUGGGAUUUAGUGGUGAAGGGCGGCCGCGAGAGGUUUUUUAUGCAACGGAGGGUGCUUCCUCGUUAUGGACGUUACGCCGAGCUGCCGAUGCUGCUGAAAGGGCGGAAGAAGACAGGAUGUUGGAGGUGAAGAUGGAGAAAUGCUUGAGAUCCGUCUUUCAUGAUUCUCUGUUGACUGACCCAAAGGCUCGUAAAGUGAUUAUCGUUGAACACCCAUUAUUACCCAUCUAUACCAAGGAUACGCUAGCUCGGGUAUUAUUCGAAAACUUACAGGUUCCAUCAGUGUCAUUUGCGUCAAGUCACCUUCUAUCUUUGCUCGCGGUCGGUCGUAUAACAGGCCUUGUUCUUGACUGUGGUUACCUAGAAUCUGUUGCCCUUCCGAUAUUCGCCUCGCGUCCCCUCUUCCCCCAAAUCCAAACAACUCCAUUAGCUGGGUCUCGGUUACACUCCCACCUCCGCUCCCUAUUACUGUUAUUCGGAACCUAUCUUCCACCCACUUCUCCUGGCCCAGUCAAUAUUCCGACCGCCAGUCGAUCUAUGCGAGUUCCACCCGAAAUACUCACCGACAGUAUUUUAGAUGAACUUCUAACACGCUGUUGCUUCGUUGGGGAACCUCUUUUAUCCGUCUCAAGUAAUGAUACACGCGACGUGACUCCAGGAUUGGACGAAGGUUCCGAAACGGACCUCCCACCAAGUAGUGACGCCACCCAGUCCGAGUCAGAUUUCUCACAUGUUGGCCGCGAUAGUAACGUGUCAUCUGCUCAAGCUUCAACCUCGGAUUUCUCUGUGAUCUCCGAUCCACGUACUCCUGUUGGAGCGGAUCCACGCGCUGGUGGAUUGCAGGGUCUGGCGAACUUGUACACACGCCAUUCAACCGCCACCGAUUUAAGGCUGCGAGUGGCUCCACUACCAGGUGGUGGUGGUUUGGGGUACGCUACACUCAUUAUACCGGGAUGGGUUAGGGAACGUGCGGCGGAGAUUCUUUUCGAACCCGGGGAUGUGGACGAAAAAAGUGUAGCUGAAGUGAUAUUGGAUGCCCUUCUCAAGGUUCCCCUUGAUCUUCGCAAAACAAUGGCAUCCUCCAUCCUCGUUGUUGGCGGUACCCCUAUGCUACCGGGAUUCAUUAUAAGACUACAUUCCGAACUCCUUCGUGCCAUCCAACCUUCUCCCUUCGUCCCACGGCAUCCUGUGCGGCCAGAUAAACCACCCCCACCACAGUAUGACCGCUACGCCUCGCUUCGUCCCUUGACACCAUAUUUCGCCAUCGUCAACAAUCCUUCACCUGGGGAACCUCAUUCAGAUCGAGCCAAAAACAACGCUGGAAAGGCUCCGGCAUUCACACCGGCUACCAUGGCUUGGGUCGGUGCUUCGUUAGCCGGGUGAGUAGUUUCAUUUUUCGUAUGGUGCCUACGUUAAAGUUGCUACUAAAACUCUUCUCUUAGUGUUCUUAAAACUGGCGGGGUCGAAGUCAGCCGAGAGAAAUGGGACGAAGUUGAGCCGAUGGGGGGAGAGGACAGUGCCAUGGGAGAUAUGUCUACGUCUACUCCAUCUCAGUCUUUCCACGCAGAUCGUGAUUCGUUGCAUCAACGAAACAUCUUGCCUGACUGGACGAGGAUACCCUUACCGACUGGUGUACCAUCUGCUGUUACUCGCGUUGGAGCAUAGAACGAGCCAGUUCGAACUUUUGUAAACAUGUGUUAUACUUUAUUCAUGAACCGUGAGGUGAUUAUUCAACUACUUUAAUU